GAAGCAGUGAGAGCCGCAGAAGAAGAAGCUAGCCUCGCUGUGUUAGCCUGAGGCAGAAGUAAAGCUACCUCUUCAGGUCACCGGAGCAGUGAACGGGAACUGACAGACGUGAAGCUGGUGUCGACGGUCCUGAGAGAUGGACGACCCCGCAGCCAAUCAGAGCCACGCGCCCUGCCGGUGGGCGGGGCCGAACGGCUGGUCGGCGGCUCCGCCCGGCCAGAGCUCCUCCUACGGCCACCCGUCCUCUCAGAGCUACGCGAACGGCCUCGGCGCCCCGCCGCACCACGCCCUCCACGGCGGCCACGCCCCGCCGCCGCACCACGCCCUCCAUGGCGGCCACGCCCCGCCAGCCGCCUCCCCGUUCCACAGCACCGCUCUCUUCGGGGCGGCCCAGAUGGGUUCCUUCGGCCGGCAGAGCGCCCACUCUUCCUCGGCGCCCCGGCCAAGCCAGGGUUUCCAGCACGCAUCAUUUCAAGCCCCAACAGCCAAUCAGAGUGCAGCGGGCGGGCCUGGGGGCCGGCCGUCCUGCAGACAGAGUGAACCUCCUGGGUGGAGCCCUCCAGCGUCCUGCAGGGCAGCUGGAAACGAGUCGCUCCCUGACGGGACCUUUGACCCCCGGGGGGAGGAACAGCCUGACCCGGCGGAGCUGGAUGGAGGACGGCGCUCCUCCCUCAUCCUCCAGCGCGAACAGCUUCUGCAGAGACUGGCGGAGAUAGAGAAAGUUCUGGAAGCGUUGCCUCCAGAAGACGGCGGAGACGAGAAGCCUCCACACACACCGCCUCAGCCUCGUCUUCUGGCAGAGUGUCCGCCGCCUGCCGUGGAUGAGGCCCGGGAGGACCAGCAGGCGCCAGCAGGGCCCGGGGGAAAAGAGGAUUCCGCCAUUAAAUCAGAAGAGGACAAUUACCCAGAGUUCCUUCCUGACAGUGACGAUGACUUGCCCGGUUUCAAGUCGGACAGCGACUGUUCCUCCAGUGGGCAGAGUGACGGCAGACCCUCCAGCCCCAUGGACACCAAACCUGCUCCAGAGACGAGCCCGAGUCCCAGCAGCCCCCCUCAGACCCAGCCGGGCGGUCCUGUGCUGCAGAAGACUCCGGGCUCCGGCGGCCGGCUGAAGGCCUCAGAAACCGUGGUCCAGCCGUUGCAGACUUCUGCCACAAAACGCUCCCAGAAGAAGAACUUCUGCCUGUUUUGCAGAAAGCCGAUGAUCAAGAUGUCGCGUCACCUGGAGCGAGCGCACAGCGACAAGGUGGAGGUGGCCGCCGCCUUCCAGCACCCCAAGAACUCCCCGGAGAGGACGAAGGUCUGGUACAAGCUCAUCAACCAGGGCAACUUCCUGCACAACAAAGAGGUGCUGAAGACGGGGAAGGGGGAGCUGGUGGUGAGGAAACGACCCCGGAGGGUGGUCCAGGGCACGGCCUUCCUGCACUGCCCGCACUGCCACGGCCUCUUCCUCAAGAAGUUCCUGUUCCGCCACAUGAAGAACUGCCCUCAGCGGGAGAGGAGCGCCGGCGAGCGACGCUGCGGCAGGAAGCGCAUCGCGUCGCGGUGCGCCCUGCAGACCGUGGCCGACCUGGACGCCAGCGACAGCGUCCGGGAGAUCCUGGGCCAGAUGGUGUACGACCAGGUGACGCAGACCAUCAUGGAGGACCGGGUCCUCCUGCAGUUCGCGCAGCAGAUGUUCGACCAGUACGGCUCCAACGCCAACAGGCACGGCUACGUCCGGCAGAACCUGCGCCAGGUGGCCCGGCUGCUCAUGGAGGCCCAGAAGACCACCCCCAUGAAGACCCUGGAGGACUUCUUCCACCCCUCCAACUUCGCCCACGUGGUGUCCGCCGUCAACAGCCUGGCGGGCUACGACCCGGACCGGAAGAGCUACGGCGUUCCGUCGCUGGCCCUGAAGCUGGGCUACCUCCUGCAGAAGACCUGCGGCAUCGUGGAGGCCAACGCCCGGCAGCGCGGCGACGCCCGGCUGGCCCAGGCCGCCAAGACCUUCCUGUCCGAGUACCAGAAGAAGUGGACCAAGCUGAUCUCCUCCAGCGCGCUGACGUCCCUCAGAGACAUCAAGUCGCAGUCGGACGCGCAGGUGCCGCUCGCUCGGGACGUCAAGCGCCUGCACUUCCACCUGGAGAACGUCCACCCGCCGGCCGAGAGGAACCUCAGAGACCGCUGCUCCGUGGAGAACUACACCGGUCUGUGUAAGGUGACUCUGGCUCGGAUAAUCCUGUUCAAUCGGAGAAAACCCAAAGAAGUGUCGCACCUCACACUGCAAGACUUUACGUCCCGGAAGAUGUCCGGCGCGCUGGACGACCUGGACGAUUCCAUCUCGCAUCUGGAGAGAACCCUGUGCGGGUUCUUCGCGAGAAUCGACAUCCGGUCGAGCUCUGGGAGGAUGGUUCCGGUUCUGCUCAAGCCCUCCUUCGUGUCGGCUGUGGAGCUUCUGGUCAGCAGUCGCAGUUCGUGCGGCGUCCCUGAAGACAACCCCUUCCUGUUCGCGCGGCCGCUGGCGCUGACGCCCUACAAGGGGUCCGAGUGCGUCCUGGCCUCGGUCAGAGAGUGUGGCGCUGAGAACCCCGAGGCGUUGUGCUCGGCCACCAUCAGGAAGCACUUCGCGGCCAUGCUCCAGCUGAUGAACCUGGACGAACCGGAGGCCCACCAGAUAUUCGGCCCCAACAACGACGUGCAGAUCCUGCGACAGGACAACAACGCCACCCUGGAGGACCUGAAGACCGAGUCUCCAGCGAGGCUGCAGGCCGGGAAGGAACGCAGAACUGCCGGCCGGACCGGCAGCGGCGCGGCGUCCAGAGGUCAGCGGUCUGGAGGAGCAGCCGGCAGCUCCAGCGCGACUCGACGCACCACGUCUUCCCGGUCUCGGAGAGAAGCGUCCCAGCACAAGCCCAAGCAGAAGUGGCAGCAGGAGGAGGUCGGCGCCGUGGAGAGGCACCUGCUGCGCUUCAUCAAGGAGCACCGGGUGCCGCAGAAAGACCACUGCAUGCAGUGCCUGCAGGCCGAGCCCCGGGCGCUGCGGGGACGCACCUGGAGGGGCGUCAAGGACUACGUCCGCAACCGGAUCACCACCCUGAAGAGGCAGAAGGGCUCCUCGGCCUCGCUGUGGAAGAACCGCUACCAGCCCGACGAGGAGGAGGAGGAGGAGGAGGAAGAGGAGGAGGAAGAGGAGGAGGACUGAGAGCCGGGCGCUGAAGGCCGUCUCAGCAGCUGCAGAUGGGAUUUCUCAUCAGUACACAUCUUUAACCGCUUCUUGUUCACCCUGCCUUGGCGUUGACACUUUGACGUGUUCUUCUUGUCUCGGACGGCGCUGCGUCUCCUCGUGUUGCUCAGCUUUCAGCUCGUUCCGGUCCAGGCUUGGCUGCUUUCCUGUUUGGUUCCUAGAAAAUAAACUUUGG
Salarias fasciatus (jewelled blenny) is the source of this 3401-nucleotide messenger RNA. RefSeq lists its product as uncharacterized. Bases 137 to 3184 code for a protein of 1015 amino acids. The transcript is spliced from 10 exons. NCBI's taxonomy places the organism in Eukaryota, Metazoa, Chordata, Actinopteri, Blenniiformes, Blenniidae. The record is from RefSeq and is a predicted model, not a curated record.